AUGUCUCUUUUACUUAAAAGAGGUUCUCCUCCAGCGAGCGAGCGGGAAGGAGGGUCCGACUCCGACUGACUAGAAAGAGAAUGGACUACAGCUUGGCAGCGCUGAAGAUGCUGAGCUUCCAGUUGACGGCGGCGAAGCAGACUCCUUCUCAGAACGCCCUCACCCUCGGCGGCAUCCUCUUCCAGCGGGCCUGGUUACAGGGCGUCUUGGUCUCCGUGAUCGAUGAGAACCGGCUGAUCCUUGAUGAUGGCACCGGAACUAUCGAGCUCUCACUCUCCGGCGAGUUCCGCCUUCGCGGGUGGCGUGCUGGUAUGUAUGUGAUGGUUGUUGGAGGCUAUAUUAUCCGAGCAGGCGAGCUCCCCAUGAUUAAGGUUCACAAAAUGGUUGAUCUUUCGGCUUUCCCAGAUCGAGAGGCAAUGUGGUAUCUCGAAGUUCUCGAGGCUUAUAGACUGUUCUACCGACCAUUGAUUGAAGCUGAAGAAGAGUAACUCAUACUAGCAAUCUCUACAUUGCUUGUAGCUCGUGACUUACAACCCGAUCGAUAACAAGAGAAUGAAACAGAGAGAGAUUUCCGCUGUGGCACUUUCUGUUCUAUGCAAUUGAACAAGGGUGAAAAUUCUGUAAAAAGAACAGAGAACAAUGUCUAGUACAAGUAUUAAUUGCAAAUGAACACUCA
Messenger RNA from Punica granatum (pomegranate), 676 nucleotides. The record is from RefSeq and is a predicted model, not a curated record. Lineage: Eukaryota; Viridiplantae; Streptophyta; Magnoliopsida; Myrtales; Lythraceae.